Molecule: messenger RNA, 1297 nt
Organism: Brassica oleracea var. oleracea
Lineage: Eukaryota; Viridiplantae; Streptophyta; Magnoliopsida; Brassicales; Brassicaceae
Product: probable inactive poly [ADP-ribose] polymerase SRO5
Exons: 4
Coding region: 151-1059 (302 amino acids)
Molecular function (GO): NAD+ poly-ADP-ribosyltransferase activity
Source: RefSeq, a predicted model, not a curated record
CAGAUUACAGUUAAACUAAAGGCGGUUCAAGUUUCCUCUUCUGUAAAUCUUUCCUUAUAUAUACACACACUUGGAGCUCAAGUUCUUGUUCUUUCUUAUAACUCAAAACACACAAAGAAACGAUUCAACGCUAAAGACUAUUUUUUACCAAUGGAUUACUCAGAGCAAGAAGAAAGAUCAACGAUAUCUGAAUCUGGAAGCUCUAACUCGUACGAUCAGCAACGACCGUCGUUCGCCGACGAGCUCGGGCUCAUGGAGCUGCUUGAAGGCGAUAGAGCUUACGAUCUUAUCUACCGAAACUGUAAAUCUGCUCUCGGGGACCAAUGCGAUCUUCUCUCGAUUCUGAGAAACGGGUUUGCCACCGUUGGAUCUCGCGCUAAGCUCAAAGCUUUCCAGGUUUUUCAAGAGGCGGUGGAGAUGAAGCAUGUCAGUGAAGGCGGCGGCAAAGCUAGAGUUAAGUACGGUUGGUGCGCCGUCAAGAAAACAGAGUUGAAGUCGGUUCUUGAAUACGGUUUUAGCCAGCCAAGAAACGAUGGAUGUUAUGGCCGUGGAUUGUAUCUCUCCCCGGAUAAUGCUCUUCUUGAAUGUUUGAAGGACUCAGCUGCUGAAUCAGAAGAUGGGAUGAGAUUCUUGCUGCUUUCGAGAGUUAUACUUGGAAAGUCAGAGAUUGUUCCACUAGGCUCGACUCAGUCAUGUCCGAGCUCUCCAGAGUUUGAUUCAGGUGUAGAUGAUUUAGCUUCUCCGAGCAAGUAUAUUGUGUGGAGUACACACAUGAACACACAUGUGUUGCCUGAGUUUCUUGUCUGCAUCAAAGCUCCAUUUAACAUCAACAGAAGUGCAAAGAGAUUGAGAUCACCAUGGAUGGCGUUUCCUGUACUGAUCAAAGCAUUAUCCAAGUUCCUACCUCCUUCUCAAAUACUCAUCAUUCAAAAACACUAUAAAGAUCAGCAAAACAGGAGAAUCUCAAGGAGUGAGCUAAUACAACGAGUCAGACACAUAACCGGUGACAAGUUGCUUGUUCAUAUCAUCAAAGCUUUUGGACAUAAAGUACAACACUAAAACUUAAGCGCACAUGGUUUGUAUCUGCUGGGCUAGGAUUAAGGCCGGUCCACAGAUUAGUCUCUAAGGCUAAGCCAUGUGUCUGUUGUUUUUUUCAAGAUAGUGACGAAUUCUUCUUGUAAUAGAUAACGAUUGAUGAAAAAAUAUUAAGAUAGAAUGUAGUGGCAGCUCAAAAAUGUUUCGAGUCCCCCGGGACAAUUUCUUUGGAGCGAUCUAAUAAAUAUUUCGAUUUCUGUAA